CCCAGAACUAUAGCCCUAGCGUAGAAGAAUCUCAAUUUCAACAGAUUGUCACCCAAAGUCAGUUUUAAAUACAUAGUGGGAACUGGGAAGGUAAAGCGUGUCGAUUGGGAAGGAUCUGAUCUGAAGAUGCAGUGCUCAAGGCGUUUCCUCUUCCAGAUGUGUCUGAGUUUGCUGGUGUCCACGGGCUCCUGUCGGUGCAAACCACUGAACGAUGUCCUCCAAAGUGAAGAUCGCGGGGGCUUCUCUGAGACUUCCGAGCAGGACCUGGUCGAAGAGGAGGACAGGUUACACAGCUUUCUGGGAACCAUGAAGGAAGAGUUUCUGAGGAAAUUCAAUUUAUCCGAUGUCCCACGGGAGCACAGCAAGAUAUACCCGCCGCCGUUCAUGAUUGAACUGUACAACAAGUAUGCCUCCGACACGUCCUCGAUGCCUCGUUCUGAUGUCAUUCGCAGCUUCACCGUUCAAGAUGUCAGUCACUCUGAAAAAAAUGGCACCAAGUCAAAACACAGACUUCUGUUCAAUGUAACUGUCCCAAAUCACGAAGAGGUCAACAUGGCAGAACUCAGGCUGUUCACCCUGCUGGAUAAUAGGACAACCUCAACCUCUACCAAUGGGAUCGGGGCUUCCAUAAAGGUCUAUGAAGUGGAGUAUAAAGGAAACAAGGCCAUUGCCCACCUUGUGGAUGGGAAAGAGGUCAUUGGGACCCAUCACUCUUGGGAAACUUUCGAUGUGACCACUGCCAUCCAGAGUUGGGUCAAGUCGGACCGCGGGGCCAGUGAGUUUGAAGUGGUGGUCGACAGGUGGGACUGUGGGCCUUUCAAAGGCGGAGGUUUGGACGUGAGCGUGAGCGUGGGCGUGAGGGAUAACACAGCAGCUGCUUUGAUAGUCUUCUCCGACGACCUGGGGAGCAGGAAGAGAGAGGCGAAGAAGGAGCUGAGGGAGAUGAUAGUUCAUGAGGAAGAGACACUCUUCUCAGGGAGCGACUGGCAAGGGACCGACUACAAUGAGAUCCCCGUGGACCUACACCCCAGGCGGAAGAGGCAGGCGGACACCAACUACUGCCGACGGACCUCCAUGCGAGUCAACUUCAAAGACAUCGGCUGGGACCAGUGGAUCGUAGCGCCCCCUGAGUAUGACGCCUUUGAGUGUAGAGGGGUGUGUUACUACCCCCUGACUGACGACAUGACCCCUUCCAAACACGCCCUCAUCCAGACCCUGGUCAAUCUCAAGAACCCCAAAAAAGCCAACAUGGCGUGUUGCGUUCCCACAAAACUCGACCCCAUCACGGUCAUGUACCAGGAGAAUGGUGUCAUCACUAUACGACACCCGUACGAGGAGAUGAAGGUGGCAAAGUGUGGAUGUAGGUAGUGAGAGGUAACAUCCAUGGUGGUCCCCUUUAACCCUUACUGUAAAUCUGUACAGUUCUGUUGUGAGAUGCAUUUGAGUUAUUUUAUUGAGUAUAUGUUCAGCAAAUGCACAGUCUGUCUAGAAUAGCAAUAAAGCCUAUGAU
Molecule: messenger RNA, 1510 nt
Organism: Oncorhynchus tshawytscha (Chinook salmon)
Lineage: Eukaryota; Metazoa; Chordata; Actinopteri; Salmoniformes; Salmonidae
Product: growth/differentiation factor 2-like
Exons: 2
Coding region: 127-1368 (413 amino acids)
Biological process (GO): BMP signaling pathway; SMAD protein signal transduction
Cellular component (GO): extracellular region
Molecular function (GO): cytokine activity; growth factor activity
Source: RefSeq, a predicted model, not a curated record